Messenger RNA from Mycena indigotica, 960 nucleotides. RefSeq lists its product as uncharacterized. The record is from RefSeq and is a predicted model, not a curated record. Lineage: Eukaryota; Fungi; Basidiomycota; Agaricomycetes; Agaricales; Mycenaceae. Bases 1 to 960 code for a protein of 319 amino acids. The transcript has 7 exons.
AUGUCCGCUGCUCCGAAUCCACUGGCGCACUUCGAUGCCGCGCCGACCGUUGGCGCUCUUCUCAUCGGGACUCUCUGCUCAUACGUCCUUUUCGGAAUAACGACCGUUCAAGCAUAUCUGUACUACGGGCGAUUCCCAGAUGACCCGUGGACCUUGAAGGGAAUGGUGGCUUUCGUCUGGAUGUUCGAGUUCGCUCAUGCGGCUUCCAUUGGGCAUGCAAAUUAUUUCUAUGCUGUCAUCAACUACGGGAAUCCUAGAAGUCUACUGGGAAAGAUGCCUGUUAGUUUGGCGUUGUCGGUUGUUCUUGGCGCGAUUAUCACGACCUUGGUGCAGUCCUUCUUUGCCUUCCGUAUAUGGAGUCUCGCAAGCAACCGUUUCGUCCGUAUCAUUCCCCUCUUACUAUGGAUCACGGGCGGGGCUUACCUGGUGGGCUCCAUCGCUGCGACGACACUUGCCAUUGGGGCAAAGAACAUCCCCUCGUUCCUCAAUCAAUAUGGCUGGCUACUGCUCACACCCUGGAUCGUCAAUCUGAUAAACGACAAUGUCAUCACCCUUUCACUCGUCCUGUUGUUGCUUUCCAGCCGGUCGAAAGGCUUUCAGAGAACCAGUGCGUUAGUUGAUAAGCUCAUCAUGUGGACCAUUGAGACGGGGCUGAUUACCAGCAUCUUCAGCGUCUUGACACUGGCUUUUUACCAGGUGGAGAGAACUAACUUUGUCUGGGUUGGCAUCCAGUUCGUCAAAGCGCGUCUCUUUGCCAACUCCCUUCUCGCUUCGCUCAACUCACGACAAACCCUGCGCGCGCUCAAUGCGUCGCUGAGUGACUCGAACGGAGCGGUGACCUCCCGCGGCGGAUACAACGGCACGAAUGGCCAAACGCAAACCGGCACUCUCAACAUCGCGAUGACUAAAGUGACCCUUCGGGAGGAUGGCGGGCCAGUGUACGGCUACAAGAGCGCAUAA